GGCGCAGCACCGCAAAGAUGGCGAGAGGAAAGCGCAGCAGCGGUGGUGGCAGCAAGGGCCACAACAGCAAGAAGCAACAGACAAAGGGCAAGGCAAAGACAAACCAACAGAAGCAGCAGCAGAAGCAGCAGCAGAAGCAGCAGCAGAAGCAGCAGCAGGAGCAGCAGAAGCAGCAUCAUGGAGAUGACGCCAGUCCAAAGCGACGUGCCGCGUCGCAAGACGCAGCCGUGGUGGGCUCUGUGAUUGCCGCCAAGAUGCCAAGACGAACACGGUCACCGGGUGCAGCAUCAGCAGCAACCACCGCCGCAAAGCCGUCAACAACGCCAACAACAACCAGCCUCAAACGUGCAUGCACAUCGCAAUCCACCCGCAGUGCAUCAGAGUCGAGCAGCAGCGGGCUGGGGUCCUCGGUGACGACCAACGCCACGACCGUGGACGCGCAUGCAGCCUUGUUUGCAGAGGGUGAGACAAAGCACGCAGCGGCACGAGGCCAACAGCACCUGCACACGUUGCGUUCCCAGCAACCCCGUAGAGCACAACAAGCACAGGCAGACAACGGGGCGGACGGUGAGGAGGGCAGGCCCGCUGAGGAGGGCAAGGAGAGCUACAUGCAGCAUCCAGGACAAGAACAAUGCGUUGCCGACAACACAAACCAAGGCUCCUCGGGUGACCGCACUUCGCUGCCGCAGCAGCAGCAGCAGCCAGAAUUUUCACAUGGUGACCCCGACACGACGCAACGCUCACCCCACGCUUCCAGUGCAGAGCAGUCAGCGGCGGCGGCUUUCACAACACCGGCAUCGGCCAGAGCGGACGGCGCCAGACCUGUGGAGGCACGGAUGGUGGGGCUGCUCAACCAUGGCAACACGUGCUACAUGAAUUCGGCCAUCCAGGCGCUGCUGCACUGCCUUCCCAUCCAGGACUUCUUCCUCACUUGCGAUGGACACGUACAGCAGUCGCAGCCGCGUGGCGGGGACAGGACGACGCUUGUUCAGCAGUUCCGUCACCUCGUUCAUCGCAUUGCCUUUGCCAAGGGUGCCUACAUUGCUCCAUCUGAGUUUGUGCGCCAUGUUCGCUCAUCCAACCUCCUCUUCCAAGGCUACGGACAACAGGACACGGUUGAGUUCCUUCGGUAUGCGUUGGACAAGUUGGAUGAGGAGCUCUCCCUGCCCGUUGAUGAAUCCAGCACACUUGGCAACACAAAAGCAAAGAAAAAGAGCGUCAUUUCGUCAGUCUUCAGUGGCACCGUCGAAAGCAGGGUUGAAUGCCUCACAUGUCACAAGUCUUCCGUUCGUGAGGAGUCGUUUUAUGAUCUCGCACUUCAAAUUCCACAGAAACCGCAGCCAUCAUCAUCAGCAUCACCAUCAUCAUCAACAUCAUCAUCAUCAUCAUCAUCAUCAUCAUCAUCAUCAUCAUCAUCAUCAUCAUCAUCAUCAUCAUCAUCAUCGUCAGCAGCGUUGAGUUUUAACUUGUCUGAAUUCGAUGCGCUUUUGUUUCCGCCGCUGCGUGCCAUCUUCUCAUCCCUCUGGCGUGUUGCCACAUCGUGGCUCUGGGCCGCAACGGAGGAGUUGAGCUCGUGGGCCGCGCUGCAAUCAGACACCCUCCACCAGAAACACAUCCACAUCAAGCGGCAGCCCGAGGUGCUUUGCCUCACAAUCAAACGCUUCAAGUACAAAUACGGUCGAUCCAUCAAAAUCAACACGCGCGUUGAGUUUCCGCGCGUGCUCCGGCUUGAUGAGUUCACGCGCGGACGCGACGAUGACAGCGGUGAAGGUGAUGGGAGCAAUCAAGGAGGCAGCAACAACAAUGGUCAUGGCAGUGAAGGUGAGGGCAGCGGUAAGAGCAGAAGUGGGAUGCACGAUGAGAAUCACAACAAUGACGAUGAUGGCGAUGACCAACACCAACGGAAGCAUCAGCAGCAGCAGCAUCACCAACAGAAGCAGCAGCAGCAGCAGCAGCAGCAGGGGGAAGAUAGAACGUGUGACACAACACAGGAUGAGCACGGGGAGUCGAGUUGUAACGACGAAGAUUCAUUCUAUGAACUCACAGCUGUCAUUCAACACAUGGGAAGCAUGGACUAUGGACACUACAUAUGCUAUGCACGAGACGUGGACACGGGCGAGUGGCUGAAGUACAAUGAUGAAAUUGUCACACGCGUCGAUGAGUCAACCGUCCUCGGCGUUCAGGCUUACGUUCUCUUCUACCGCAGGCGCUCACCAUGCGAGGAGCAGCGUCGCAUCGCGUGUGCAUCGCAACUCCUGCAGCCCAUCGCAUCCGCCAUGCACCCGGCCAACACCGCCACCCAAUACGCACUUGUGUCCAAAUCGUGGUUGUCGCGCCUUAUCACCACCAUUGACCCUGGCCCCAUCACAAACUACGACUUUGCCUGCCACCAUGGCGCAAUCAUCCCCAUGAAGGCUGACCCGCACACGCUCGCGUACAAGAUUCCGCUGCCGCUGUUUCUUCAACUGCAAUUCAAAUUUGGUGGCGGCCCGCUCGUCACGACUUUCCAUAUUUGCACAAAGUGCAAGCGGCACCUGACGUCGCUGCGUGCACGACGCGUGUCUGAGAGCAGAGCGUUUCUCGCCCUCUCGGCGCCAUCACUGCUGGAAACCAUUGAUCUCACUGCAUUCACAGCACCGCAGCAGCAGCAGCAGCAAACACAUGGAGAGUCAACGACCGCACCUACUGCUGCUACUACUGAUGAUGAUGUUGAUGAUGAUGGAAUGGCUUCGACGAUUACAACCAACACGACAGCAACAAAGUCGACAGCGUCUGACGAGCCAGCAUCCACAACCUCCGUGUCAUCACCACCACCACCAUCAUCAUCACUGCCGCCAUCAUCAUCAUCAGCAGCAGCAGCAGCACUUCCGCCGAGAGCAAGGCGACGGCGGUUUGUUGUCUCUGCAAUUUGGUUGCGCGAGUGGCGCAAGUGGCUCAAGAUGGGUGAUUACGACUUUGCACUGCCGCCCACCGAAGUCGACAAUAAGUUUCUGCUGGACGAAAACACACAGACUCUCAAACCGUCCAUGCGAGAGAAAACGCAUUUCGAAGUCGUCACUGAACAGCAGUGGCACUUCUUGCACGACACAUAUGGUGGCGGCCCGGAAAUUGAAUGGAGCCACAACGACGACGACGACGACGAUUAUGAUCAUGAUGAUGUUGAUGAUGAGCAUGCCAUCGGAGAUGCCAAAGCAUUUGGCAGUGGUCACCGUGACGUUCGUGAUCCUCGGACAACGAGGAGGAACACAGUUCUAUUUGGGUCGCUACGUAACUGAAACACAUGACACACACACACACACACACACACAC
This is a messenger RNA of Salpingoeca rosetta, 3309 nucleotides long. RefSeq lists its product as uncharacterized. Gene Ontology annotation, molecular function: cysteine-type deubiquitinase activity. The record is from RefSeq and is a predicted model, not a curated record. NCBI's taxonomy places the organism in Eukaryota, Choanoflagellata, Craspedida, Salpingoecidae. The transcript has 14 exons. Gene Ontology annotation, biological process: protein deubiquitination. Bases 18 to 3275 code for a protein of 1085 amino acids.